Messenger RNA from Sardina pilchardus (European sardine), 4117 nucleotides. It is a transcript of the gene myo6a, whose product is annotated as myosin VIa. Gene Ontology annotation, biological process: inner ear morphogenesis; endocytosis; vesicle transport along actin filament. The record is from RefSeq and is a predicted model, not a curated record. Lineage: Eukaryota; Metazoa; Chordata; Actinopteri; Clupeiformes; Clupeidae. Gene Ontology annotation, molecular function: actin filament binding; ATP binding; microfilament motor activity. The coding region runs from base 155 to 4069 and encodes 1304 amino acids. Gene Ontology annotation, cellular component: ruffle; actin cytoskeleton; myosin complex. The transcript is spliced from 36 exons.
GGAGUCGGAGGCUGCUGCAGGAAGCGAAGCUCAGGAGAUCACAGCCUGGAUAAGCUACACCGGGGACCGCGGUGGGAAGUUGCAUUUUUGUACAUAUAAACACAAGACGGGCAACACAGAUUGAUUCGUAUUCUAGAGCCUGUAGCGCGGUGCAAUGGAGGAUGGGAAGCCGGUGUGGGCCCCACACCCGACCGAUGGGUUCCAGUUGGGCACCAUCGUCGACAUCGGAGCGGACAGCCUGACCAUCGAGCCUCUGAAGGGGAAGGGGAAGCCCUUUCUGGCUCCAGUGAACCAGGUGUUCCCAGCUGAGGAUGACCCUAACAAACACGUAGAGGAUAACUGUUCGUUGAUGUACUUGAAUGAAGCCACACUCCUGAACAAUGUCCGUAUUCGCUACAGUAAAGACAAAAUCUAUACGUACGUGGCUAACAUCCUGAUAGCAGUGAACCCAUAUGUGGAUCUCCCCAAGCUGUACUCUCCAGACACCAUCCAGCAGUACCGAGGCCGGUCGCUGGGCACUCUGCCUCCCCAUGUCUACGCCAUCGCGGACAAAGCUUACCGGGACAUGAAGGUGCUGAAGAUGAGCCAGUCCAUCAUUGUGUCGGGUGAAUCCGGGGCUGGAAAGACGGAGAACACCAAAUUUGUGCUGCGGUACCUCACUACGUCCUAUGGAACAGGUCAAGACAUUGAUGAAAGAAUAGUAGAAGCCAACCCCUUGUUGGAGGCUUUUGGAAAUGCCAAGACAGUCAGAAACAACAAUAGCAGUCGCUUUGGGAAGUUUGUAGAAAUCCACUUCAACGAAAAGAAUGCGGUGGUGGGCGGCUUCGUGUCGCACUACCUGCUGGAGAAGUCGCGCAUCACGCGGCAGGGCCAGGAGGAGCGCAACUACCACAUCUUCUACCGCCUGUGUGCUGGAGCCCCCGAGGACCUCCAGCAGAAAUUCUACCUCGGCUCUCCAGACACCUACAGGUAUUUGAAUCGUGGAUGCACUCGCUACUUCGCCAACAAGGAAACCGACAAACAGAUUCCUCAGAACCGCAAGAGCCCUGAGCACAUGAAGGCGGGCCCACUGAAGGACCCUCUACUGGACGACCAAGGUGACUACACCCGGAUGUCGGUGGCCAUGAAGAAGAUCGGCCUGGACGACACGGAGAAGCUGGACUUGUUCCGCGUGGUGGCCGGCGUGCUGCACCUGGGCAAUGUGGACUUUGAGGAGGGGGGCAGCACCUCCGGUGGCUGCAUCAUCAAGAACCAGUCGAGCCAGCCGCUGGAGCACUGUGCCGAGCUGCUGGGCCUGGACGAGCAGGACCUGCGGGUCAGCCUCACCAGCCGGGUCAUGCACACGUCAGCAGGGGGCGCCAAAGGCGCUAUCAAGGUGCCUCUGAAGGUGGAGCAGGCGAACAACGCCCGCGACGCGCUGGCCAAGGCCGUGUACAGCCGCCUCUUCGACCACGUGGUGACGCGCGUCAACCAGUGCUUCCCCUUCGAAUCCUCGGCCAACUUCAUUGGGGUGCUGGACAUCGCCGGUUUCGAGUACUUUGAGCACAACAGCUUUGAACAGUUCUGCAUCAACUACUGCAAUGAGAAGCUGCAGCAGUUCUUCAACGAGCGCAUCUUAAAGGAGGAACAAGAGCUCUAUCAGAAAGAAGGGCUAGGAGUGAACGAGGUCCACUAUGUGGACAAUCAGGACUGCAUCGACCUUGUGGAGGCCAAGUUGGUUGGCAUUCUGGACAUUCUGGAUGAAGAGAACCGUCUACCUCAACCCAGCGACCAGCACUUUGCGGAGAUGGUGCACAGCAAGCACAAGAACCACUUCCGUCUGACCGUGCCCAGGAAGUCCAAGCUGGCUGUGCACAGAAAUGUCCGCGAUGAUGAAGGCUUCAUCGUCAGGCACUUUGCUGGAGCUGUCUGCUAUGAAACGACCAAGUUCGUGGAGAAGAACAACGACGCGCUGCACAUGUCUUUGGAGGUGCUGGUCAGCCAGUCGAAAGACCGCUUUGUGAGCGAGCUCUUUGAGAACUCCAACAACUCCAAGGACUCCAAGCAGAAGGCCGGCAAGCUCAGCUUCAUCAGCGUGGGCAACAAAUUCAAGACCCAGCUGAAUAUCUUGUUGGAGAAGCUGCGCAGCACUGGUUCCAGCUUUAUCCGCUGUGUCAAGCCCAACCUGAAGAUGGUGAGCCACCAGUUCGAAGGUGCCCAGAUCCUGUCCCAGCUGCAGUGCUCAGGGAUGGUGUCCGUGCUGGACCUGAUGCAGGGCGGCUUCCCCUCCCGCGCCCCCUUCCACGAGCUCUACAACAUGUACAAGCAGUACAUGCCCGCCAAGCUGACACGCCUCGACCCGCGACUCUUCUGCAAGGCUCUGUUCAAAGCCCUCGGUCUUAACGAGAAGGACUACAAGUUUGGGCUGACCAAAGUUUUCUUCCGACCUGGAAAGUUUGCGGAGUUCGAUCAGAUCAUGAAGUCCGACCCGGACCACCUGGCGGAGCUGGUGAAGCAGGUCAACAAGUGGCUCAUCUGCAGCCGCUGGAAGAAGGUCCAGUGGUGCUCGCUGUCCGUCAUCAAACUCAAGUACAAGAUUCUCUACCGCGCCAGUGCUUGCAUCAUGAUGCAGAAGACGGUGCGCAUGUGGCUCUGUAAGAAGAAGCACAAGCCCAGGAUCGAUGGGCUGGUUAAGGUGCGUAAUCUGAAGACGAGGAUGGACAAGUUUAACGAGGUGGUGGCCGGUCUGAAGGAGGGACAGCAGGAGAUGCUCAAACAGAUCAAGGACCUGGACGCCUCCAUCGACGCCCUCAUGAUCAAGAUCAAGACCACGGUGAUGACGCGCAUCGAGAUCGACCACGAGCACCAGGCGCUGGUGACGCGCUCGCAGCAGCUGCUCAGCGCCAUGCAGAAGAAGAAGCAGGAGGAGGAGGAGCGCGAGCGCCUCCUGCGCAUCCAGGAGGAGAUGGAGCGCGAGCGCAAGAGGAGGGAGGAGGAGGAGCAGCGGCGCAAGCAGGAGGAGGAAGAUCGCAGACUGAAAGCGGAGAUGGAGGUGAAGAGGAAGGCGGAGGAGGAGGAGAGGAAGAAGAGAGAAGAGGAGGAGAAGAGGCUGCAGGAGACCCUACAGGAGGAGAUGGAGCGGCAGCUGGCUGCGGAGCGCGAGGAGGAGGCGGCGCGGCAGGCCAUUCUGGAGCAGGAGCGCCGCGACCGCGAGCUGGCCAUGAGGAUCGCCCAGAGCGAGGCCGAGCUCAUCCCCGAGGAGACGCAAGUGGACGCCGGCCUGCGCAGUAAUGGCUCAAGUGUUCCAUCAUCCCCAGAGCGAGUGAAUGUUCCUGCACAACCAAAGCUCAAGAGUUUGACCAUGGAAGAAAUGGCCAAGGAAAUGUCUGAUCUUCUCUCUCGGGGUCCCCAGGUGCAGGCCAACAAGGCUGCCGCCGCCGCCACCAAGAAGUACGAGCUGAGCAAAUGGAAGUACGCUGAGCUACGAGAUGCCAUCAACACGUCCUGUGACAUUGAGCUGUUGGCUGCCUGCCGAGAGGAGUUCCAUCGUCGUCUGAAGGUAUAUCAUGCCUGGAAAUCAAAGAAUAAGAAGCGCAAUGCAGAAGCUGAGCCAAGGGCUCCAAAGUCGGUCACAGAUUAUGGUCAUGUGCGUCUUGCGAAAAACGCAUCCCAGCAGAACCAAUCUGCUCCACCAAUCCCAGCACGGCAGCAUGAGAUCGCCAUGAACCGUCAGCAGCGCUACUUCCGUAUCCCCUUCAUCCGGCCGGGCGACCAGUACAAGGAUCUGACGGGCAAGAAGAAGGGCUGGUGGUACGCCCACUUCGACGGCCCCUGGAUUGCCCGGCAGAUGGAGCUGCAUCCAGACAAGCAUCCUAUUCUGUUGGUGGCAGGUAAAGACGACAUGGAGAUGUGCGAGCUCAGCUUAGAGGAGACAGGCCUGACACGGAAGCGCGGAGCCGAGAUCCUGGCCCGGCAGUAUGAGGAGAUCUGGGAACGCUGUGGAGGCGUCCAGUAUCUUCGGAGCGCCAUCGAGAGCCGGCAAGCCAGACCCACCUAUGCCACCGCCAUGCUGCAGAGCAUGCUCAAGUAGAGCUGUGCAUGCACGACAACCACACACCUGCAUACACAAUAUAUACGU